AUGUGUGAUAUAUUAGAAAAUGAAGAAAUAGAUAAGGAUACGGUGGAAGCAGAUGAACUAGACAAGUUUUUUAGUAAAACGUAUAGUUUACUUACAGAAACUGCGGUAACGCUGAAGAAAAGUUAUAUUACCAAAUUAAAAGUUACGAAAUCAUUAAAUAUAGCUGUGGGUCUAGAUGACAAUAGCAUAGAAGUUUAUAAUUUAGAUAAAUCAUCUUUAUCAAAAGUCUGCAGGCUCAGUGGUCAUGAGAAAGCUCUCACAGAAGUUGUAUUUAGUCCACAAGAAGAUUAUUUAUUAUAUUCAGCUGGCCAUGACGGUAUUAAGUUAUGGGACACAAGGACAGGUGGAACAUGUGUUCAAAAAUAUGAAGAUGAAGAAGAUUCACCAUCAAGGCCAUAUGAUGCAAUGGAUGUUUCAUGCACUGGUAGAGUGAUUUGUGCGGGAAGUCAGCUAGUUCAAGAAGAUGCGUUUCUUGUAUUCUGGGACAACAGAGCCCUACAACCUUUGGGUGGAUAUUGGAAUUCACAUACUGAUGAUAUUUCACAGGUAAAAUUUCAUAAGGACAAAACUGAAAUCUUAGCAACUGGAUCUCUGGAUGGCCUUCUCAAUAUUUUCAAUAUACUAGAGACUACAGAAGAUGACGCUCUCACAUACUCACUGAAUGUUGAGAACUCUAUAGAAAAGAUUACCUGGUUGAAUGACAGUCUAGUGUCUUGUAUCACACAAUCAAAUGACUUGCAGCUGUGGGAUGCAUCCACUGGCGAUUUAAUUAAAAGUUAUGGCAGAGAUAAAGUGGCUCGAAGUAUUAAGAGACUUAGAGGUGAUGAUUGCUACUUGGUGGACACAUACAAAUCGAAAGAUGACAAGACGGUGAUACUGGCUGGCUCCUACGGAGGAGAUGGGAAUGUUCUGCGAUCAGUCACAGAAGCUGGCAAGAAACUGCAACCCACCACUAACUUUGCCAAAAACAAGCAGAUAGUUAGAUGUUGCUCAUAUGAUGAAGAAAAGGACGUAUUAAUAACGGCGGGCGAGUCCGGCUUCGUCACCGUGUGGGGCGCAGCCGCCGCCGCGGCGGGCGCGGCCGGAGAGAGGGUCCCCACAGGGCUCCGGCUGCACGACAACAGACAUAAACCUUAC
Brenthis ino (lesser marbled fritillary) is the source of this 1137-nucleotide messenger RNA. Lineage: Eukaryota; Metazoa; Arthropoda; Insecta; Lepidoptera; Nymphalidae. The record is from the annotation of a GenBank genome assembly.